AUGGCAGAUGCAAAGAAAAUUAGUGUUGCUGAGUUAUUUUCAAAAUUUCACGUGACACUUAAGGAAGCUUGGUUGAAUGAAGUCCUGGAAUAUCUUCAAGUGGAAAGAGCCAAUGCGGACAUUCCCACAGUAGUUCAACUCGUAUACGAACAAUGGCUUUUUUCGGAAUUAUCAAAUAGUACACGUCCGAAAAUACGUCUACCACCAUUCGAAAAGAAAACUUUUCUGGACAGUGAUGUUGCUGUUCAAAUAAACUGGUUAGUAGACAUACACACCUCAAUGUACUCGAAAUUAAACCAAUACCUUGGACGUAACUUGGGUAACAGUUCUUUAUACUUGGAACCAAAUGAAGAAACAGAGGAUUUGGAUCCAGCAAAUCGAAUAUAUUUAAUGGAAGUAACUGAUGGCCAAAGGAAAUUGCGCGCUAUAGAAUACCAGAAAAUUGAUAAGCUGUGCGGAAAAUUGUCCUGCGGGACGAAGCUCAUAAUCCGUGGCGGUACGUUCUGUCGUCGCAAUGUACUGUUGCUAGGACCAGAUAAUGUGAUGAUAUUGGGUGGUGAGAGCGAAAUAUGUCAGCAGAAUACUUCAGCUCUUAUUAUCGCACGACGGUUGGGAAUUGAUGAAAAGAAGCUGAAAUUGGUGGAAUGUGUGAGAAACGAAGAAUAUAAAAAUUCAGUGAAGACAGUGGAGGUAACAGAAACGGAAGGAGCGGAAAAGAUCCAGGCCAUAGUGCCAUCAGUUUUCAUGCGCAAGGAUGUUGCAGCUAACUCAAGUGAACAGCAAACUACAAACAUACAUACCAACAGGACAGUAAAGGGAGAGAACGUCAGAGGAAAAAAACAGAAGAGACCUGUUUUGUCACGCACAAUAACGUCCUAUUUCCAACCUCAGCAUAAGAUUCCCACUUCUGGAUUAACUUCAAAAGUAUCAGCGAAAUCUCAGAUAUCAUUAGUCAAUCAGGAGACCAAAGAAAAAUCUGAACCAAGAAACUUAGCAUGGGAUUCACUUCAAAAACAACGAGAAGUGAAGCCUCCACCAGCAUUACUUCCUGUUGCUGAUUCAAAGCAACAAUCGCAGCACUCCAUCGCAACUAUCACUUUUUCGCGAGAAUCAAAUGAACCAUCAGCAGAACAAUCAGGUCCACCUGUAGUGGUAUCGCAGGUACUCUGUCAACAGAAGAUAAUGAAUGACUCAGCAAUGCAAUCAGAAAUAAGAAAAAUAACGGAAAAAUCAAUAACUACAGUGCAGGACCAAACUCAGAAUGUCCAAAAUUUCCGUGCUUUUUCACAAUUCAUGCAACCAGAAAAAGCUUCACUGCAACCUGAAAAGGCUUCACUUUCAGCGAGGUUAUGGAAAAGAAAUUUUGAAACAACUCGGUCACUAGUAGUUGAAGGUAAUAAUAGUCCCACUCCUCCUGCCAGAAAAAUAAAUCCUACAUAUGACGCUGUUAUGCUUAGUGGAGAAAGUGAACGAAAAGAAACAACAGCAAAACCAUUGAUUCUUAUUCGAACUAUGGAUUUACAGCGAAAUUCCGCAGAUACGAUUCGGCAUGCAGCUGUUAUUUCCUCAUCAGACAUUCAAGAACGGACAAUUUGGACUGCUAACAAAUGGUAUUUAUUACUUCCUUGUUUUAAAUUAAUGAAAUAA
Molecule: messenger RNA, 1647 nt
Organism: Loa loa (African eye worm)
Lineage: Eukaryota; Metazoa; Nematoda; Chromadorea; Rhabditida; Onchocercidae
Exons: 8
Coding region: 1-1647 (548 amino acids)
Biological process (GO): double-strand break repair via homologous recombination; resolution of meiotic recombination intermediates
Cellular component (GO): nuclear body; RecQ family helicase-topoisomerase III complex
Source: RefSeq, a predicted model, not a curated record